CUAGAACACACAGGUGACAACGUUCAAGAUCUGCAUCUCAGGACAAGAUACAAAAGGUCAGGUCAUUCAUUUUAAGGAAGUUUUACAAGAAUCAUGAAGAAUAAUCUGAGAAUGUUUUUUCUACUGGCAAUCCUCUUUUGGCGAGAGACAUCACCCAUUAGCAUGCUAUUCCGUCGACAGAGCAUGGACUAUUGCCCUGUACUUGAUCCCUUGACCACUACGACAGCUAGAAGUCUGAAACACUGUGCUAUAAUGUGUCUAACAUUAGGCAACUGUGGAGGCGUUUGCUUCCACAGCGAUAACCGGUGUCGUACCUACAAAAAGCUCAACAGUUCGUUGGGCAUGGUGGAUGACACUGGUUUCAAGGUGAUUUGGGAUGAUUCUGUGGCUAGGUCCCCUGAUUUCCGCAAGGUGUAUGAAUUCCAGUCUGCAAAACAGGAGUUUAAAGACGCAAAACAAACUUGCCAAGAUGCUGGAGCUAUAUUAGCAGUGCCAAAGAAUAUUGAAGAGAACGAAUUCAUCUUCCGCGUAACUGCAGAGAGCAGCGAAGACAAAAUCUGGAUUGGCCUUGAUGAUAUUGCACAAGAACUCACCUUUGUAAAUACAACAUCAAAAUCAAUCACAGGUUACGCAUACUUCGAAUCUGGCGAACCGACUAAUGACCAUAACAAGAACUGUGUCGUCCUCCAGCGGGAUAAAAAUAGUCGGUGGAAGGCAACUAAAUGUGACGAGAAGUACCCUUUCGCCUGCGAAAAGCUUCUUCCUUAAACUGCAAUUGGAAUAUAAAGGCCAAAGCUGGGACCUAUAAGGUAAUUCAAUGCUUAAAUGGAAAUUGAGAGUCAAGGAGGCUUUCAAGCUGUAAAGGCGGAAAGCAUCCCAUUUGCACUAUGAAACGAUUGUUAGGAGAAAGUCGGAAGUAAGGUGGAAGAAAGAUAAUAUGAACGGAGGAACUAUAAAGGGAAUGAAAGGGGCUGUAGCUAGGGGCCGAAAGGACGCUGCAAAGAACCUUAAGUAAUGAAUACAGUGCACCCUGUGAGGUACACCGAUUCCUUCCUUAGAGGAUUACAACAGCCAGACUCACAACCGCUUCAGUAAUGACUUUCAAAUACUCAGGCCGUUCAGAAAUGAUGGUCCGAAACACCAGGCCUCCUACGACUGUAGUUCAUUUAGAAAAGAAAUUUCAAUAAUUCAUUUCAAGGCCUCACACAGUAUUCAUAAUUUCAAAGCCUCGUGCACUACAAAAUUUUAACUUUAAAGCCUAAAUAGUAAAAAAAUAUAAUUUCGAAGCCUCACACAGGAGAAAAUAAUAUAAAAUUUCAUUUUAAAGCCUCAUACAUGCAGAAGAUUGUAAUUUUAAAACCUCUAACAGUAAAAAUUGUAAUAUCAAAGCGUCACACAGUAGAAAGUUGUCAUUUGAAAGUCUCGCGCAGUAAAAAAUUGUCAUUUCAAAGCCUCAUACAGUAUAAAAUUGCGAUUGCAAAACGACACAGAGUAGAGACUCAAAUUAAUAGCUCUGAGGUAGCUCUUCCGAAAACGCUAUUGUAAAUUUUCGCCCGCAUUCAAUUAUUAAAGUCUUAUUCCACGUAUCAAGUCGCAAAGAAGCCGAAUGGAAAGUGCCCAAAAGUACUGACAAAGUUAACCAUAAGCAUUUUACACUGAUGUACAUGAAAUUUCGUUUAUCCUUGCAUCCUUUAUAGUUAGUAAAUACAGAAAACUUUAUGAUGUAUCGAACUUUUACCGCUAAGGGACUCACAAUCUUAAUUCAAUCAAUCCUAGGGUGCCGUGUCUUACCUAAGCGGUCCCUUCCCCUCCAGAAUUCUCGUCAAUUAAUCUUCAAGCUACCUCGGAGCUCUUAGUGUAGGGGUUCUUAACCUUUUGAUGACUCCAGACCCCCAGUGAAUUACCCAAUAUGGUUCUAUACCCCCUUUGCUCAAGUCCAUUUAAGUGCUAUUUGUUAGGUAUGAAUAGUUAGGAAGAGCACAUACAAGAAGAUCAAAAGUAUUUAUAGUUUUAUAUAGUUAUCUAUUUAUCCCCAACAUGUGGUAUGGCUACCCCUUGCUCUAGCGUAAUUCUACCAACAUUUUGUUUAGAAACAAAGCAAACUUUUUUCUGCAUUAAGGUGUGAUAUAAAACAUAUGAGGAGUGAAGCCACAGAGCAUCGUUUAGAUUCAGUAAAGGCAUAAUAAUUCAGACAAAGAAACGAUAAGCAUACCCAAGACAAUACAGCCAUGCAAAUUAUCUACACGAAGAAGAAAUUUGAAUUUUUAAUAUCUGAAGAGACACCGAAGACCAUCUCUUGUAGAGAAAAAAUAAUCUGAUUUUUUGGUUUGUUUUAGUACACAAAGGUAAGCUACUACAAUUGUUGCAUAUUCUCUUCUUACUAUCGGAGUUUUGUGUCUGUUAAGCCUUGUCACACUUUUUACUCUCAAUUUCCCUUUGAGCGCUGAAAAACCUGACAGGUCCCAGAGCUUGGCCUUUGGCCUAAAUUUUGUAUUCCAUUCCAUUAAUCAAUGAACACUUGUAAUGGCAUGUUCUUCUGUACUGCACGUGUACGUGAUUGGGACUCGUGAUCUCAGUGGUACUGUUUAAAUAGCAUACUAUUUCCGAGAGAAAUUAUAUAAAAUAAAAUUAUCACGAGGUUUUUGUAUCGUCUGUUUUUAUUUAUUUUUUUUUUUUACUAGAAUUCCUUUCUGUUAUCGAUCAGCUUAGGUUAUGAAUCAGACAAAGAGCUUUUCAGUUCCGCUUACAAUCAACUUCUGUGGGACAGCACUCUCAUGCAGCAAGAAGGAUAUUUUGUUUGGAAACCUGAAGCAGAUUGAAUCAUGUACUAGGAAAGUAGUUGGUACUAUUGUCGCAUUUAUAGUAUUUAGCUAUGAACUGUUUCACUUGUACUAGGUAAUAAAACUUAU
Molecule: messenger RNA, 2909 nt
Organism: Macrobrachium nipponense
Lineage: Eukaryota; Metazoa; Arthropoda; Malacostraca; Decapoda; Palaemonidae
Product: collectin-10-like
Exons: 6
Coding region: 94-768 (224 amino acids)
Source: RefSeq, a predicted model, not a curated record